AUGAGACUCCGCGAGAGCAUCCGUCUGCCGGACAGGCUCAACGAAGGCGCGCACCCCUACAAUACUACCCCAAGAAGAGUAUUACGUCGAACCACAAGGCCAUCUCGAAUUACAGCCAAUACUUUCAACCCCAAACUCCCUCCUGCAGCUUUUCCUACCUUGGAUCAGCCGCUCCCCCCGAAAUCGUUCACCAAUAAUGAAAACAACGAAGCAGUCAAACAUGACACUCGCAAGCGGUCCUACGCGUCCAUCAUCAAUGACAGUCAUGACGACCAUGUGUUCGAAUCGCGUGCGCCAACCAGAGUUGAUUUUGAAGAGUCGCCUACUGAGUCUAUUGACAACUUGAUCGCGAGCAACGGGGAGUUCAACUCAAUUUACGUCGAGAACAUGGCCCGGAUGGCCCAAGCAGGACUAGACACUACCAUGGCCUUUGAGAAAAGCAUGGAGGAUAGCGACACCGAAGCAGAGGUCGACGGACCUACCAUAGAGCCACUUGCUCCCUCUCAAUGGCGCAAUCUAUCACCGCCCAUGCAGGUCGAGAUAUUUGAGAACGUAGAAGCGAGCCGUCGUCGGCCCGCCGGAGUUCUUCUUGGUGUCUCAGAAGAGGAUAUCAAGGAAAUCGAGCGCAAUCGAGGGCUUCGCACAAAGCAGUUGGAGCAGGAAGACAAGCUACUGGAGGCAAUGCGUGCGAAGCAACUCAGAGCGAUUCUCCGAAUCAACCACGCCAACUGGCGCGCCAGUCAGAUUCAACCUAAUGUGGCAUGCAAAAUGAUUAUGCGUCGAUAUCUUCGUAAGAUUAGGAAGUCUACCAUCUCGGAAUAUUUGAUCUGCCCGACACAUGAAUUCCUGCGUGCUCGAAGAUUUCUGCUGAAACGUGAGGUGGAUGCGAGUCUCGCUGGCGACUGGGGGCCCGUUGCGACUAGCAUACAGCUCUCGGUGGAUGACCUUGAAUACAGAUCGAAAAAGACCGCUGUUCCUCAGCCUUCUCCUUCAGACAUUUCUGCCAUACUCUGCGCUGAUAACGCCGCGUCCCUAGAUCCGUCGUCACGGGCGGCCGACAGCAUCUCUGCUCAGGUGUCCUUGCUCAACCGUGUCGGUACGAAACGUCUACCCAAGCUGAAGGACAUCUUGUCAUGUCAAGGUCAAGUCAACGAACCCCCUAGAUGGCUAGUUCUCAGCCAUCGGGACACAAGCAAGAAUUACCAUCAUCCCAACUGGGAUAAUCAUAUCGAGACUCGCCUUAUCAAGGAGGAAAAGGAAGCCCAGAGAAGAAGCCCCGAGGGACGAUACAUACUACCCAAGCAAACCUUUGUGCAUUUUCCUCCAUUGGGAUGGAUUUUCUUCGACCGUCCUCGUCCAUUGUUCACUCAAUCAGGAGAGGGUGCUACCACAACGCCCGCUGAUCAUGAACACUAUCAGACACAUCUUAAUGCUCCGACGGUAACAUCCCAGACGGCUGCCGAUAGAAUCAAACCAAACGGUUCUGACCGCCUUACUGGGCUGAAACGAAUGACAUUCUCCAUGCGAAUUCGGCAGCAAAUCGAUGGAAUGAUGGCGGAAGCACACAGGCGAUUGUCAGAGGAAGCGACCGGAUAUGCCCAGCAAGCUGCUUUGAACGGGCCUAGCAGAUUGCUAGAUGAGAUCAUCUGGACCCCGCCUGCCAGUCCGUCUCGAGCGUCCUGCAUGACGCAUGUCAAGCAUUGGAAAGGUGGAGUUAAUGACUCUUCUGAGAGCGCAGCAAAUCCGAAAACAGCAGAUACGCAGACCGAGUCGUCCGAUAACACGUCGGCUGAGAUACCUAGUGCAGACACCCAGGCGUCCUCACAUCCCAUAUGCGAGCCAGAGCCCAGGUCAGAAGCAGAAGAGCAGGUAAAAAACGGCACGCUAAACUUGGACACCAGGUCUGAGAAUGAAUCCACCGGAAGUGCGGAUGAAUAUGAUGCUGUGGAUGACGAGAUGGUCCUCGUACAGGUCCCUGUCUGA
This is a messenger RNA of Aspergillus saccharolyticus JOP 1030-1, 1983 nucleotides long. RefSeq lists its product as uncharacterized. The transcript has 2 exons. The record is from RefSeq and is a predicted model, not a curated record. Lineage: Eukaryota; Fungi; Ascomycota; Eurotiomycetes; Eurotiales; Aspergillaceae. The coding region runs from base 1 to 1983 and encodes 660 amino acids.